AAGUAAAAUAAGUUGAUACUUACUUCAAUCCUACUUGGUAUUUUGGUAAAUUAGAACAAUGAGAAAAUUAUUCAUUCUCUUUUUAUAUCUGACGAUAGCACAAUGCGCAAGCGUAAAUAAAAGAGAUACUGACGAAGAAUAUGCAAAGAGCAAAGGAGAAGAAACAAAAAAAGUCGGAGAUAACAAAGAAAUAAAAGAUAAUCAGCCCGAGAUAGGAAAAGUAGAAGGAAACGAGCCAACAAAUAAAGAAAAUCCCAAAAUAAACUAUCAAGAACCAUUUCAAAACUUCUACUACUUGGUGCCGCUUGGAACAGAAAUAUUAUAUCCUGUAGAUACAAUGGAUAUGCCUAUUGUAUACUACUUUAAAUAAAAUAUUACAAAAAAUUUGAAUUAAUAAAUUUAUUAGAAUCA
Melitaea cinxia (Glanville fritillary) is the source of this 411-nucleotide messenger RNA. RefSeq lists its product as uncharacterized. The transcript has 4 exons. The record is from RefSeq and is a predicted model, not a curated record. Bases 59 to 370 code for a protein of 103 amino acids. Lineage: Eukaryota; Metazoa; Arthropoda; Insecta; Lepidoptera; Nymphalidae.